UCACCGAGUCUUUAAUUAACCCUCAAGUUCUAAGCUCCUAAUUUCUGUGUUUUUAAAAUUCAUUAUAAAAAAUAAUGGAUAACUCUCAAAAAAUGAAAUAUCAUGCUGGAGAAGCCAAGGGUCAAACUCAGGAGAAGGUGAGCAAUAUGAUGGACAAGGCAGCUGAUGCAGCUCAAUCAGCUAAAGAAUCAAUGCAAGAAGCAGGGCAACAGGUGAAGGCCAAAGUACAAGGAGCUGCUGAUGUUGUCAAGGAUGCAAUUAACAAAUGAAAAC
Benincasa hispida (wax gourd) is the source of this 273-nucleotide messenger RNA. RefSeq lists its product as uncharacterized. The record is from RefSeq and is a predicted model, not a curated record. Lineage: Eukaryota; Viridiplantae; Streptophyta; Magnoliopsida; Cucurbitales; Cucurbitaceae.